AUGGAAAUCUCAAACCCCCGCCGGAUUCUCGCCGUCGCGCUGAGCGACUCGACGCAGCAUUUGAGCAAUGUCAUCAAAGACCUAACCGGCACCCACCCAACCCCCCAACCCACCCCAUCCCCCGAAGAGGACGCGGAAGAAGAAGAAGAAGCCCAAAAAGAAACACCACCCAAAACCACCACCACCACCACCACCACCCCACCAGCAGAGGCCCCCCAACCCACGACAACAACAACAACCCCCCCGGGCCUCCCGACAGCACCAGAAACGACCCCAGCAACAACCCUCGCCGGCACAACCCACGCCCUCCCCCUCAAAACCGCCUACUACACCGCCUCCGUCCCCAUCUGGCUCGACCUGAUCGCCUCCCCCACCGAGUGGGCCGCCUCCUUCCUCGCGCCCGAAGCCGCCGAGGUGCUGGACGUGCUGGGCGGGGUGGUCGUCGUUUUUGCGCUGCCCUCUCCCACCCAGCCCCGGGCUAGCAAAGGGGGGUCGGGUCCGGGUAGUGGUGGUUCGGGUGGUGGUUCGGCAUCUGGGGAGAGCGCGGCGCGGGCGAGGGAGCUGGUCGGGCAGGUUGGGCGGGUUGUGAAGGAGGGCUUGGGUGGGUGGGAGUGGGACGGGGUGGGGUUGGCGAUGGGGGUUGGGAAGGGGGUUGGGGAGGGUGGGGAUGGAGAGGAGUUGGACGAGUGGGAGGAUUUGUGUGCUGAGUGGGGGUUGGAGUUUGUUCAUGUCGCCGAGACUGGGAUAAAGAGGGGGGAAGGGGGGAAGGGAGAGGGGGGGAAGAGGAAUGAGUUUGGGGAGAGGAUGGGUUUGGCGAGGGUCAUGGAGGCCCUGGAGGCGAAUGACUGGUCGGGUGGCGGGAUGGGCCCCGAGGGAGAUGAAGGAGAUGGCUGGGAAGCGAAGGGACAGCAGGGCGGAGACGAGGACGAGGAACUUGACCCGGAAAAGCUCGAUUUCGGAUUUGAUCGGGAGGACUUUCUCGGGUUGAGGAAAGCCAUUUGGUCUGGAGGCGGGAAUGGGGGUGGGGAGGGCUCUCGCGGAGGUGUUGACGAAGAUGAGGAGGCUGGCGAGGACGAUGUUCAACAGUUAGAACGGAUGAUGAUGAAACUCCAAGCGGUGAGAGACGCAAGCGCCGGGCUACCGGAGGAGCAACGGAAGAGGAUGGCAGCGCGAGCGGUGGGUGAGGUCAUGAAAGAACUCUGA
Chaetomium fimeti is the source of this 1203-nucleotide messenger RNA. RefSeq lists its product as uncharacterized. Lineage: Eukaryota; Fungi; Ascomycota; Sordariomycetes; Sordariales; Chaetomiaceae. The coding region runs from base 1 to 1203 and encodes 400 amino acids. The record is from RefSeq and is a predicted model, not a curated record. Gene Ontology annotation, molecular function: protein-macromolecule adaptor activity. The transcript has 2 exons. Gene Ontology annotation, biological process: vesicle-mediated transport.